Messenger RNA from Misgurnus anguillicaudatus (oriental weatherfish), 2152 nucleotides. The record is from RefSeq and is a predicted model, not a curated record. NCBI's taxonomy places the organism in Eukaryota, Metazoa, Chordata, Actinopteri, Cypriniformes, Cobitidae.
AUAAAUCUUUUACUCAAGGGAAAGUAGGGGUUUGCUGGAAAAUGUUUAGAAGUAAAAACCAUCAAACAAUAUUUAAUGCAAUACGUUCACAUUAAAAUCCAACAGUUUUGUUUAGAAUUAUUGUCAUACCCACGUCAUAGCCACUCUUUUUGCCUGUUAAUAAACCACAGACUUUUGUCACCAACACGUUCAACACAUAUAAAUAUGAGUGUCGAUGUGUAUUUCACACAAACUGUAUUCUCAGCUUUGAAUACAAAGAUCAUGGCGCAGUUGUGGACUCAACUUAUUUUCUGUGCUUUGCUUCUCAUGAUCAUUUCUGGAGAAGAUGAAUUGGGCACAACAAAAGAGUGUGAAAAUGCUCCCUUUGUUCCAGGGCACAAUCUUGGUGGAGAAGGAUUUGAUGUUGUGACCAUGAAGCGAAAAGGUUCUUACGUGAUCAACACAGAAAACUGGGAUUUAGGAAACGGCACCUGUAAACUGAAGAGAAACCGAUACAUGAAUGGAGUGAAACAGAAGUUACCAGCAGCAGUUGUAUUCUGGAGGACCUUUCGAAAGUGUUCAAUGAAAGUCUCCAGUCAGGUCUUUGAAUCAAGUGAGUCAGUAGUCAGUGAUUCAUCAUCAGCACUUUCUGCCAGCUGGAAGGUUGGUCUAAAUGUGAAGUUAGUUGGUGGAUCAGUUGGUGGCACCCAUUCAAGAGAAGCAAAAUUUGCAAUGACAAAAUCAAAGGAAGACAAAUACAGUUUUACCAAACAUGAAGUUGCAUGCAGCUUCUACAGGUACCAAGUAGCCCAAAAACCACCUCUUCAUCAGGAGUUUCUUGAAGCUGUCAAAUCUCUUCCCAAAUUCUAUGAUGCAACUGCCUACCGUAGCUUGAUCAGCACAUACGGUACCCAUUUUAUCAAAGAUGUGAAGUUAGGAGGGAAAAUGAAAGCCAUAACAGCCAUCAAAACCUGUCAGGCAACAAUGAGUGGACUCACAGAUACUGCCGUGAAAGACUGUUUGGAUGUGGAAGCCUCUGGAAUAAUCAAAGGAGUAAAUGUGGCAGCAGAAACACAUUUUUGUGAAGAAAAAAGAAAGAAGAUGGGUGCAAGUCAAAAGUUUAGCAACAUUUUCAGCGAACGUCAAACAGAGAUUAUCGGAGGAAACAUAAAUGGAGAAGAUUUGCUGUUUUCUGGUUCGUCACACCCGAACUCCCUUAAUAAGUGGCUCGAGUCUUUGAAGACCCUACCUGACAUUGUGCACUACACUCUCAAACCCCUUCAUUUAAUACUGAGUGAAAGAGAUCCUGUCAGGAAUGGACUUAAGAAAGCUGUUGAGGCUUACAUUAAUGAAAACUCUCUUAAGAAGGUUUGCUCAAAACCUUGUGCCAGCGGCAGGAGGUGCAGUGCUAGAGAUCGAUGUGUUUGUGUUUGUAGGCCCAGUCAAAUACUAAAGUCUAAUUGCUGUCCACCUCAAAAAGGACUUGCCACACUGAAAGUCUUCAGUCUCUAUGCCAACGGUUUAUAUGGAGAUGUGUGUGGUAAAACAGAUGGUUUUGUGAUAGUCAAAUUUGGUCGACAAUUAAAACGCACAAGGGUUAUUCAUAAUAAUGACAACCCACGUUGGCGAGGAUCAUUUCAUUUUGGUCCCAUUAAUUUUAUUAUGGCUAAUCGACUAAACUUUGAAGUAUAUGAUGCAGACAAUUGGAGCAAUGAACUCCUUGGUAAAUGCUCAUUUAAUCUUCGGAGUGGUGUUGUGACCGACACCUGUGUCUUUAAAUAUGGCACCUUCUUUUUUACCUAUAAAGUCCAAUGUGCGCCCAGUUUAGAGGGCCCUCGGUGUAAUAAUUAUAAACCUUCUCCAAUGCCUUCCCAUCUUGCUAACAUUUUUAGCUCAAGAAAUGGCAUUCUGGUUAAGGACUUGUGGAAGCUAAAAUUAGCUCGCAAUAACUCAGAUAAGUUAAGUUUCAAGAGCACUUCUGGAAAACAGAUGGAGCUGUACAAACUGUAACUUCUCAGAUCAAACCCAUAUGCAUUAAAAUAGCCGUAAUCUAGCACAGCUUAAAAAUCAUUAGAUGCAAAAUGUUUAAGUAUAUCCAGAAACAUUGUGUGAAACUCUGCAUUUUAAUUGCAUUAUUUGCUUCAUUUUUGCUCUAUUAAAGCAUUUACAAAGA